AUGGUGCGCGAGAAUAAGAAGGGGAAGAUCGUACUGGUGUUUUCGACCUUGGAUAUGUCUUUGAUCGAAUAUUCUUCAUAUUCGCCUGCAAAACAUGCUCUGCGAGUGGGACUGGCUGAUUCGUUGCAUUCAGAACUAAUGCUCUAUGUCAUCGAUACUCACAUCUUCUUCCCUCCGACAAUGUAUACCCCUGGCUUUGAAGAAGGAGACAGGACGAAGCCGACUAUUACUAGAGCGAUUGAGUCGGCGGAUGAAGGUCUGACAGCGGACCAGGCUGCUGUUGGAUUACUCGCAGGAACGUCAUCUCAUGACCACAACCACAACUUUAACGCUACCUUUUGGCUUGGCUAG
Suillus subaureus is the source of this 351-nucleotide messenger RNA. RefSeq lists its product as uncharacterized. Gene Ontology annotation, cellular component: endoplasmic reticulum membrane. Lineage: Eukaryota; Fungi; Basidiomycota; Agaricomycetes; Boletales; Suillaceae. Bases 1 to 351 code for a protein of 116 amino acids. Gene Ontology annotation, biological process: sphingolipid biosynthetic process. The record is from RefSeq and is a predicted model, not a curated record. The transcript is spliced from 2 exons. Gene Ontology annotation, molecular function: 3-dehydrosphinganine reductase activity.